This is a messenger RNA of Tigriopus californicus, 3623 nucleotides long. RefSeq names its product transmembrane and coiled-coil domains protein 2-like (gene Dmtn). The transcript has a single exon. The record is from RefSeq and is a predicted model, not a curated record. Lineage: Eukaryota; Metazoa; Arthropoda; Copepoda; Harpacticoida; Harpacticidae. Gene Ontology annotation, cellular component: endomembrane system. The coding region runs from base 1111 to 2832 and encodes 573 amino acids.
CUCGGGGGUGGGUGUCGGGUCGGGUUCAUGGCUUGCCUAAUGUGUGAUUGUGCUCUCCUUUUCCCCACCUUUUUUCCCUAGCCAGUUCCAGUUCAUCUUGGUGUUCCCUUGUGUUCCCGGUCGGUCGGUUGGCCCAUUCGUUCCACCAGAGCCUGGUGGAAAGGCUUGAAAUGCUCUUGUCGUCGACCGGAAUGAGAAUUGAAUCCGUGUCAUUGUUGGCCCGCCAGGAGUGGGAUUCAAAGACCACGCAGAAUUAGUUGGCGCGCUAGCCGAGUGUUUGGCCGGUGGUUGUGCUGUUGGUAGUGGUAUUUGUCGCCGAGGCCGUGGUCUUUCCACGACCCACUCCUACAAUACGACCACACUAGCUGAAGAAGAGCAGGCGGCCUCUGACCCAAAAAGAACGAAAAAGAAUUGCGAAGAAACGACUGAUCCUCUCUGGGUGGAGCGGACGGUGGGCGAGUGGGUUGGAUUGGUUGGGCUCUUGGUUGGGUAGAAACAAGGAACAGACACAGCGGUAGAAAGAGAAAGAGAAAGAGUGAUCAACAUUGCCACUGCUCAAGGGAGCUCUCAUCUAGAAAUCUGUUCAAGACUCACGCGGCCUACUCAUCAAGUCAGAUGUGAAAAAGAUUCGACUUCAUCGAUAAAGUGUAAAUCCUGGGAACAGGCCAUUGGCAGUUCCCUCUAGAGCCUCCUGGGAGAGACAAAGUACAUUUCAAAACCUCUUGGAUGCUCUGUGCGGAUCGCGUUAUCCAACAUCGACGUUUGUUCAGUGAUAUUCUCGCUGGGUGGUGAGCCCACGCCUGAAUUCGGUUUUUCUCUCGGCUUCUCUUGUCUUCUUUAGUGCCUGACUGAAAAUGAUUCAGAACGAGUUUUGACGAAAGAGUCUCUUCGCGAGAUGGCCUCGGCUAACACUAGUCCAAAGUCUUCCCAUGAAUCCUCGCCUAGGCUCUAUGAACAGAAUAAGAUGAUCGAACAGCCCACCCCAAUGCGUUAGCAAUAAUACGUUGACGGCUGUCACUCGUUUGCUUGCACCAGUAUUACUCACAUCUUAUAUCUCGUGUACUGCUUUUUCUUUUGUAUACAAUUGCAAUCUUCAGUAUCAGCCAUAUCAUGAAGCAACGUGGUCGAUCUCCCGUCAUGACCACGCCUCAAUCUACCCCGAACACCUUGGGGUUGACAAGUCUCCCUCCCAGUGCGAAGACUCAUCGUGAAGCCAUCCCACUGUCGGGAUCGUCAACCUCCUCGGGCGGUAGGGGAAGCAUUGGAGGUCGGAGUGGCUCGGCCGAUGAGAACGCCCUCAGCGUUCCUUCAUCCUCGAGCCAAACCACCAAAGUUCCGAGUGAAAGUGGCUCAGAAACCGCGCAUGAGCAUUCACCUAUGCACUUUGUGCGAAAACAAAGCAACGGCGAUGACUCACUCCAUCGAACACCUAUGGCCCACUCGGAUAAUUCCGGUCUGGGUAACAGUCUAUUCUAUGACGAUCCCGAUCAUGACCAUCCCGUGAGUCAAACGCCGGACCCGGUUGUAACCCAAAAAGCUAUUGAGCAGGUCAUGAACAAAAUUGAGCGUACCAAAGACCUCAUUCGGGAGCAACAGACCAGUCGUGAUAAGAAUGUCAAUGAGUACCUCAAGCUGUCUUCCAAUGCGGAUGGUCUUCAACAGGGCCGCAUCAAAAAAGUCUUCGAAAAGAAAAACCAAGAGUCGGCCCAAUCUAUUCAGCAUUUGCAAAAGAAAUUGGACGAUUAUCAGCGGAAGAUGAUUGAUCUGCAGGAAGGCGGUAUCAAAGCCAAGCAAGGCCAUAAGCUUGGCCAAGGUUUCCGAUCUGUCCGUGGCAACAUCCGAGAUGGAAUUUCUGGCAUGUCCAAUACAGUUAUGGCCAAACCAAAAGAAUUUGCUCACCUCCUUCGCCAUAAGUUUGGCUCAGCCGACAACUUGAGCUCCCUCUCCAAAGAAUGUGAUUCUGACUCGCGGGUCAAGAAAGAGACUCGUGUUCACCACGGUAGUGCCUCGUUACCUCGAGAAAAUUCAGGGGGCGUGUAUUCGGGAGAAACCAAUUCCCGCGAUGGAUCCCAUAGCCGACGAAAGUGCAUUUCCGACGACGGACGGAGGUCCGAACGUAGUGAGAGCAUUGCGACCACGGCUUCCGAAGACCGACCACUUCCGUUGGAUGAAGACCCAGUGGCAAUCUCACCUCAACGACAUAUGACUGCCAAUCACCAGAUCUCAAGCGACACCUCCGCCGACUGGAAAACUGUGAUGCAAGAGCUGACGUUGCACAAGGAGGAGGUUGAUCAUCUCCGCGAAGAAAUCGACGAAAUGAGACAGUUUUUUAAGCAAGAAAUCGAGCGUCUCAAUUAUCAAUUGCAAGAAAAGGAUCGCUUUGAGCGGCUCGAGGAGCAAAUGAACGACAUGACGGAGCUCCACCAACAUGAGAUUGAGAACAUUAAGUCCGGGGUGAACGAUAUGGAAGACAAAGUCCAAUACCAGAGUGAGGAGCGACACUUGGAUAUUAAGGAGCAUCUCCAGAGUCUCGAAACAAAAGUAACAAGUUUGGAGCAUCAACAAAAUCAGCAGCAAUACCUAAAUAUUGAGGGUCUGGACAAUACCGAUGCCCGAGCCAUCAUGAUGAAGCUCCUGACCGCCGUGAUUACUGUGAUUCACAUUCUUCUCUUUAUUAUGGGCACAAGUAUGAGCUUGGCCAAGCCAUUCCUACGAACCACUUCACGAAUGUUUACCACUUGCCUGGUGGUGGUUUUGUCCAUAUAUGCCUAUUACCAACAAGAAUCCUUGACCGAGUUGUAUCAUAAGUACAGAGUCACCAGUUUGAAUUAGGUUCGACGACCAUUCAUUCUGCCAUCUCUUGAUAUUUGUAACGGUUCAUAUUGUCAGAUAUCUUACAUAUAUCUCAGUUCCAUCGUCCAAUUUUGUGAGAGGAUUGAGGUAGCAUCAAGAAAGUGAAUCAACUUCCAAGUGAUACUCGCCACACCCGUCAACUUUAGGACCGAAAAGAAGAAGAAGAAGAAGAAGAGAAGAUGAUGAAGAAGAGACUUAAGAAGACGACGAACUACCCUCCCGACAUCAUGUCUGUCUCACAAAGUGUCCCCAUCAAUGCUCUAGUGACGAGAGCCUCUGCCAUUCGUGCAAUCAUAUAAUAUUGAGUUAAUAUGCUUUCCUUGCAUCUGUUUCGCAAUGCCAAUUGACAUAUCAUCCUGAUCCAAAUUCCUCCGAUUUGCUUGCUUCGACUUUGUUUGAUGCAAUGUCUCACUUUGCCCGAGAGCUUGCCACGAAACAAAUUGCCGUGCAUAGAUGCACCCUACCCUAGAUCUGAGCGUUGAUGAUGUUUUGGGAGCCUUCUCAAAGCAAGUUUCCGUUUGCUACGCUUAUUGGAAUCUCCGAUAGUGCUUUAGACAUGUUACCCCUCUUGUUCAUGGAGUGUUCUCCCAGUCAUACCUUAAUUAAGUUUUGCGUCAAGAGCAGACAAAGUAUCUGUUACGAAUGAAACUGGCAAAUACCAAAACAAAACCAGAAUACAAACAGAAACCACCAUUUUUUUGCUUCAAGAAGGAAAAGGAAAUAUAUUUUUCAUUCUCAAGGUGAGACGCUUUUGCUUUCUCUCUUUCAGA